Spirodela intermedia is the source of this 3234-nucleotide messenger RNA. NCBI's taxonomy places the organism in Eukaryota, Viridiplantae, Streptophyta, Magnoliopsida, Alismatales, Araceae. The record is from the annotation of a GenBank genome assembly.
AUGCUGAGAUCUUCCGCUCCUCUGCGUCGAUUCCUGAGUUGCCGGAGCUUCUCCUCGACGAGCUCGGAGAAUAUCGUGGCGGCGGUGCUGUUCGAGAGAUUGCCGGUGGUCAUCCCCAAGAUCGAUCCGGUCGUCUACGCUUUCCAGGAGUUCUCGUAGGUUACGCCCACAGCGGGAUUUGUCUUCAGAACGACAAUUUUUCGCAACCUGCAAUUGAAUAUACAUUGUUUGAAGGAGACUGAGGACAUGAGACGUCGAAAUCGUUGUUAUUUUUUUUUUAGGUUCCGAUGGAAACAGCAAUACCGGCGAAAGUACCCGGAGGAAGUCUUGUCAAAAUCCGACGCCAAGUGAGAUUCGUGUUUUUAUCUUGUGAUCCGACUUCUUGGAUUAGUUUGCGCGAGGAUGAUUGUUAUGUCGCUCUCUGACGACGGAAAGGGCGGUAGUUUUUUAACCGCUGCGAGGGAUCUUUUUGUGUGUAAACAGUAUGCGCAUUCUAAGCAAUUUCUCGCUAUCUUCAGGGGAAAAGGCGACUACAAAAUCGAUUACGAGCCAGCUCCUCGGGUGACAGAAGCUGAUCGAACGAAUGAUAGGAGGUAGUCAAGAUACAUGUCUUUGAUCUUUGCAAAUGCCUCUCGAAGUUAUUAUUUUUUACGUAACGGCAGGUUAUCUGAAUUGAAUCAUAAUUUCUUCUGCUCCUGGAUGUUUAGGUUGGUGUUUCUAUCUUCUGUAAUGAAAUCAUAGUUCCACCAGCAAAAUUCCUUGAAAUUAAACGACUCAGACGUAUGAACCUCUUGUUUUAGGAAAUAAAAAAAAUCCAAGAUAUGAUUAAAGAUUAAAGUGGAUCUUGGCCAGGCAUGUACUAGAAAUGGAUGUAUAAUGGAGAUUUUUAUGAGCUAAUUUACAUCGGUUUGCUACUGAUUUCCAGAGGAGGAUUUUUUAGAUUAUUUAAGUGAAAUGAAUAAAGUGGACCGUACCUAUGAGGUGAAGGAAGUCUGCAUAUAGAAACAACAGGCGUCAGUCAAGUCAUUUUGCAUUCCUACUUGUUUUGCAAUGCUUACCUUUUGAGUACUGAAAAUAAAAUCCUACGAAUACUACGAUUUAAGUGGUGUGAACGGGGCCCUAGAUCUGAUGUUAAAUAACAUUUGAUUUUGUUAGAUCCUAAAACGGAGCUUCUAGUAUAGAAUCAACUUGUCCCCUUGCUUGUCGGUUCCUUUAAUUUCUUGUACUGUAUAUGUUGGCCAAAUGGUGCAUAUACAUGUCACAUAGGUGUUCGACUUGAUUUAACCAUAGGUUUGGCUUUAAUAGGUGUCCAAUAUCCGAGAAUCUAAUCCAAAAGAAAUAAUACUUUGGAAUAUUGAUUCCUUGACCAAUGUUCUCAACUUACCUAUUUCAACCUCAUGUAAUCAUAUUUCAGACAAUAUUUGAUUAGAGCAUUGGUUACGGGUUAAUUUUAAUAUCCUCCAGUUUAUCAUUGUUCAGGUCAUCAAAAUUGUUAAAGUAUAUACCAGUCCGCCCCGCCCUUUAAAAUUCAUUCUUCAGACUGUGUUAGAUUUUAUAAACUUUUACACUGUUUGAGAGAUUAAGUUGACAUAUGUUGAAUAAAUUCAACAAUCUCUAUGCUACUUGCACGUUUGUAAUUUUGUUUCAGAAUUCAGUUGUUCUUUGUAAAAAAAAGGAAAAAAUGGAGAAUGAAACAGAUGUGUGACAGCGACACUGGUGCAACUUAAAUGGACGCUUUUGGAUUAUAAGCCAUCAGUUCCUUGGUAUUUUCUUUGAGGUACCACAUGAAACUGCUUGUUCGUCCAAAAACAUCUUUGCGAGUUCAGCACUUUGCUUGUGGUUUAUAGCAUCUUUUUCUUUAACAGGUGAUGUGCAGUCAAAAUAUCACUCGAAACUGACAAAUCUCAAUCAUGUAUUUUGACACCAACUAGAAGUUCAAAGGUCUAAGGUCUCCCCUUGAUUUUCAUAUGGCUGCACUCUAGUGCAUCUUCAAUUCCAGAAAUCAUCCUCAAAUUCACAACUCGUAUAUGCAUCUGCGAGUAUAUUCUUAAUAAAAGCAUAUCCUUUAUAAUUACUAUAUUGAGCAUUCAAUGCAAUAAAUGGUUACGAAUUAAAAUAUUGAUAACUAGUGCAUAUAUUUUUUAUGUUUAUCCGAUGCUAUUUUGAUAUAUUUCUAUGCUAUCUUAAUGGGUUUCCAUUGAAGGUCAUUAAAGAGAGCACUUGAUAGAAGGCUGUAUCUUCUCCUGUACGGAAACACGUUUGGAUCUUCUUCUGACGAGCUUUCUUGGCAUUUCCCUGAGAAACUCUAUGAAUCAGAAGAGUCAAUGAGGAAGGUAAUUACCACAAUGCCCUUUUUGUGAAAGCUUUCGCUUUCAUUCACAACACUCACAAAUUGACUAUUAAUAGAAACUAACUACGCUUAAAGAAAAAUAUCCCUCGCCGUUCUUCAUAAAUUCACAAUUUCGAAGUUUUCAUGCUGUUCAUUAAUCUUUGCAGUUUUCAGUGUGCAGAGUCGGCAUUGAAAUCUGUCAUCGGUGACCUUUCUCACACAUACUUUGUUGGCAAUGCUCCCAUGGCCCACAUAUCUGUCGAGCCAGCACAUGCUGCCCCUGAAUGUCCAUCCCUCAAGGUACCCUCCACUGCUUCCUUUUCUUAUCUCUGGUUUGUUCCUUUUUUCUCUAGUGCUAUGCUUACAACCUAUUUUUGGUAAAAAAAAAUAUAAAUCGGUUGUUAAUGAUUUAAUUUUUCCAAACGAAUUUAAUCGUCGAUAUUUAGAAUUCAAUCAGAACACAUCGGAAAAACCUUCUUGGAAUGAGAUGUAAAGAAAGAAGUGAUACAGACUGCUCCCUGCUCUCCAAUUAUCAUAUUGCUGUUGAAUCUGUUCUAAGAUAUUCAUUUUUUAUUGCACAUUUUAUGGUUAAAAGUGAUUUCAGAAUUUAUAUAAAUACCGAGAAAAAUAAAAAGAUACGAGUUUUAGGGCUGAAAUAAUUAGAAAAAAUAUUUAUUUAGUAUAACCAUUUUGAAUCUUCUGUGUCCGAUUACUUUUUCUUUUUUCGAUAUAUAUUUUGCUAAUCUAAAAAAAAAAUGCAGAGAUUCUUCUUCAAAUCACAAGUGGUUGGUGCCGACAAGUACAGCGUUGGAAAGUGCAGGGACUUUGCGUGGCUCACCAAGGACGAACUGAUUGAGCACUUUCCCCAUCAAGCAGCAUUCCUCAAUCAGAUGAUCAUCAGCUGA